Argiope bruennichi is the source of this 2992-nucleotide messenger RNA. RefSeq names its product ATP-binding cassette sub-family G member 1-like. Gene Ontology annotation, molecular function: ATP hydrolysis activity; ATP binding; ABC-type transporter activity. The transcript has 13 exons. The coding region runs from base 299 to 2308 and encodes 669 amino acids. Gene Ontology annotation, cellular component: plasma membrane. The record is from RefSeq and is a predicted model, not a curated record. NCBI's taxonomy places the organism in Eukaryota, Metazoa, Arthropoda, Arachnida, Araneae, Araneidae.
UGUUAAGAAUUCCAUUGUCGAAUUCUUGUUUUGUAUUUCUAAGUUGUCAUCGUCUUCCAGAAAUCGAAGACCCGUUAAAAAUCUAAUUUCGUAUGUUAGAGACGUAAUCGUUUUGGAGGUCAACAGUUUGUUCUGUAUCUUUCGUCGCUUCUAUUUCUGGGUUUAGUUUAGACGUAUCGGCCGAAAAUCGAAAGGGGAAAAAUAAUCUCUGGCAUUUUUAAACCGGAAGAAUAGUUGGUUCUACAUGAAAAUAAACUUCCAGUGAUCGAUGGAUUGUAUUCAGGUUGCAUGAUCCAAGAUGGCAGAGCUUGUAUCCAUCCAAAAGUUCGAUUCCCCUUCAUUUGACGGAACGCCUCCCCGAUGGGCAGUCAGGGUUCUUGUCCCUCCCGGCACUAAAGGAAAGGAAGGAGCAGCGUGGUCAGCAAAUGGAGGUUUUGACAUAUCAGCGGUCGAUUCCGGAACACCGUCCAGUGGUAGCGGCUUCCACUCCCGCCGGCCACCGGUCAGUUUACAGUGGCAAAACAUCACGCUUACUACUAACAAUGGCAAGCCCAUUUUAAAAGGAGUAACUGGCAGUGCCAGUACUGGUGAGUUGACGGCCAUCAUGGGACCUUCGGGGGCUGGAAAAUCCACUCUCCUCAACGUUCUGUCCGGUUUCACGCGUGCCAAAGUGAAUGGUCAAAUCACAGUGAACGGGGCUCGUCGGGACAUGCGUGUAUUCCGCAAGCUCUCCUGCUACAUCAUGCAGGAUGACCACCUGUUGCCCCACCUGACGGUGCGAGAGUCCAUCCAGCUGGCGGCCAGGCUGAAGAUUCCCUCCAGCGUCUCGAAUCAGGAGAGGGAGAAAGCGGUCGAUGAAUGUAUAGAGGCUCUGGGUCUGACUGAGCGGCAAAACAAUAAAGCCAGCCAACUUUCUGGAGGACAGAGGAAGAGGUUGUGCAUUGCUCAGGAACUAGUCUCCAACCCGCCUCUCAUCUUCCUCGACGAACCCACCAGUGGCUUGGAUAGCUCUUCAUGCCUGCAAUGUGUCCAAUUGUUGAAGUCGUUAGCUGAAGAAGGCCGGACAGUGAUUUGCACAAUUCAUCAACCCAGUGCCCGGAUAUUCGAGCUAUUUGAUAAGCUGUACAUGUUGGCAGAAGGUCACUGCAUUUACAGAGGAUCGACUAAGAACCUCAUUCCUUUCUUGAGCGAGCAAGGUCUAUCUUGUCCCACAUACCACAAUCCAGCGGAUUUUGCAACGGAGGUGGCGGCAGGCGAGCACGGCGACUGGAUCUGGAAGCUUAAGACGGCAAUCGACAACUAUGAUGGAGCCAAUGAUGUCACGUCUUUGGCUGACGAGUCUUUCAUCUUCGAUGGGCGCACUGAACUCGGAUUGCAGGCUUCUACUCUUUGCCUAUUGGAAGAUCAGGUGGAGAACAAACCUUCUCUCUUAAAGGAGAACGCCUUGGAAAGCAGCUUCGGUGGUUAUGCUACCAGUUCCUGGAAUCAAUUUAAAGUUCUUACGUACAGGAGCUUAAUUUGCACGCUUAGAGAACCAAUGGCGACACAGCUCCGCUUCUUCGCCCACGUGAUAGUUGGUCUUUUGCUGGGCAUGCUGUACUAUGGCAUCGGUAACGAUGCCAGCAAGAUUUUUAACAAUUCUGGGUUCCUCUUUUUCUCGCUGCUCUUCCUCAUCUUUACCGCCAUGAUGCCAACUGUCUUAACAUUCCCCAUGGAGAAAACGAUAUUUGCCAGAGAAUACAUCAACAGCUGGUACAGUACCAGAAUGUACUACUUGGCCAAGACUGUUUCGGAAAUACCUUUUCAGAUCUUGUUCCCUGUGAUCUACUGCAGUAUCGUGUACUGGAUGACUUACCAACCAAAUGAUUUAGUACGAUUUGGCCUCUUUAUCCUAUCCUCUAUCAUGAUCUCUCUGGUGGCGCAGUCCGUUGGUUUGCUUAUUGGAGCUGCUACAAGCGUGCAGAAUGCUGUAUUCUUGGCUCCCGUGGUGUCCAUCCCAAUUCUGCUAUUCAGUGGUUUCUUCAUCAGCUUGGAUACUAUUCCACCCUACCUAAAAUGGCUGUCUUACAUCUCUUACAUUCGUUAUUGUUACCAGAGCGUGCUACUCGGCAUCUACGGCUUAGACAGAACCGAACUGCAUUGUGAUAAAAUCUUCUGCCCCUUCCAAGAACCUCAAGACUUCCUGAAGGAGAUGGAUAUGGCGGGCGGGAACCUGUACAUUGACUAUGCUGCCAUGUGGGCUUUCUUCUUCGUCUUCAGACUGAUCUCCUAUUACGUGCUGUACUAUAAAAUGGUCUACAAUCGGUGAAUACUAAGUUGCUUGGAGACGCAUCUUAAUUUCUUGCAGAAAUUGACAUUGACACUUUCAUUUUUUUCCAAGAACAGUUGUGCAUUUUAUUACUGAAUGGUUUUAUAUUGUGUGCUUUUAGACACCUUGUACAAUUGUGACUUAUCGUUUCCAUUUUUUUAACGGAAACUUUGAGAAAUCUAAUGUUGGUUGCAGCAAUGUCUUGGAAAUGCCUUCAUGUAGUGAACUUUCUGAUCUAUUUUGGAACAAUUUGUAAAGUCUGUGGUAGGAUGUUGUGAGAACCGACUUUCAAUAUGCUCAAGUCACAAUGGUGAAAUUAGCUGAAAAAAUCAUUCGAUGCGUCUCAAACUAUUCGUCAUGUAGACCAAAGUGCUUCAUUUCUUAAGGAGGAAAAAUUACCUCUUGUCGUACUUCACGAUUCUCAAUUUUUCAAUCCAUCAACCAGAUGUCAUCUGUAUGCAAUGUUUGCAACCAGUAUACCAAAUGUUUUGCGUGUGCAUAAUUUCCGUGAUUUCUCUAACCACCGAGUGGUUUGUUUUAAUGAUUUUAUUUUUAUAUUCUCAAAGUUUGAAUAGUCAAACUGUAUUCAAGUGUGUUUAAUUUAAAGAGUUCUGUAUUCGGACUUAUUAGAUUUCGGAUUUUACUUAGUUUUAAAGGAUUUUACAAUAAAGUAUUUUAGUUGAA